Molecule: messenger RNA, 3455 nt
Organism: Solea senegalensis (Senegalese sole)
Lineage: Eukaryota; Metazoa; Chordata; Actinopteri; Pleuronectiformes; Soleidae
Gene: sfmbt2
Product: Scm like with four mbt domains 2
Exons: 20
Coding region: 642-3191 (849 amino acids)
Biological process (GO): regulation of DNA-templated transcription
Cellular component (GO): nucleus
Molecular function (GO): protein binding
Source: RefSeq, a predicted model, not a curated record
AGAACAAGCAGGUGCUGACGGCGCGUGCGUUCCCGCCGCAGCGUUGCGUCUUUUUUUCUUUUCUUUCUUCGUUAAAAAAGAGCAGUUGUUUUUUCUUCGUCUGUUAAAAAACAACUUGUUCAAAGUGUCUCGAGCGCACAAAUUUACUGAAAUAACACCGGGGCGAUGUCUCGUGCCACUCCCGGUAAUUCGGUUUAUUGCGUUGUUUUGCACUCGUGACAAAUACCGUACGGUUUAACAUCGUUUUUCUUUAAAUGUGUUUUUGUGGUUUAGUUUCGACGUAAACGCAACAAAUGACGCACGUGAGUCAUGACACACGCACACACACACACUGAACGAAAGUGACGGAGGGUCUUUGAACGAGGCUGGAUCUGGAUGUGGUUCUGGAUCUGGACCAGAAGAACGUGGAUCUGGACCAGAAGAACCUGGUUUAGGACCAGAAAAACCUGGUUUAGGACCAGAAGAACGUGGUUCUGCUUGUUUAGUUUUCAAGAAAGAAGAAAAAAGUGCGACUUCAAACCUUUGAAGGAGGAAAAACUAAAGGGACGCGUCCUGAAAGACCAGAGCGAGGGAUGCAGUGAAGAAGAGGAGGAGGAGGAAGGUCUGAGAUCAAACCUCUGACCGAUGGAAAAGAAGAAGAGAUGAAUUCAGAUCCUUUGCAGGAGGAGGGGGCGGAGUUUAACUGGGAGGAGUUCAUGGAGGAGGCGGGACUCACCGCUGCUCCUCACGCCUCCUUCAAACACGUGGAGCUCAGUCUGCAGAGCAGCUUCCAGCCUGGGAUGAAACUGGAAGUGAUCAACAAGAGCAGCUCAGACUCGUACUGGGUUUCCACCAUCGUCGCCACCUGUGGUCAACUGCUGCUACUGCGCUACAGUGGCUACGGAGACGACCGCAAGGCCGACUUCUGGUGUGACAUCAUGACUGCUGAGCUGCAUCCUGUGGGCUGGUGUGCUCUAAACAACAAGACACUGAUGCCCCCUGAAGUGAUCAAAGAGAAAUACAGCGACUGGACCGAGUUCCUGGUUCAGGACUUAACCGGAUCCAGAACGGCACCGGCAAACCUGCUUGAUGGGCCUCUCAGAGGGAAGACCACGGUGGACCUGUUGGUCCAGGAUUGUGUCCUGGAGCUUCAAGAUGUCUCAGACCCGUUUCGGUUCUGGCCGGUUCGAGUGGUCCACAACGUCGGAGGAAGACUUCGCCUGCGCUAUGCCGGACUCUCUGAGGACGACCGGGCUCGGGACACGUGGUUGUUCUACCUGGACGUCAGACUCCGCCCCCUGGGCUGGGCCUUGGAAAACCAGCUCCACUUAGCCCCGCCCACAGAGUUUGGUUCACUGAAGAGCGCCCCCCACUGGCAGCAGGCUCUGGGUGCAGCGCGGCUCCAUGGUCAGAACGCUCCACUGCCAGUCCAGGUUUUUAAAGAUCACGUGGAUCUGCAGAAACAUGACUUUCAGACGGGGAUGAAACUGGAGAUGGUUUCACCGUGGGAGCCGUUCAACAUCUGCCCUGUUUCUGUCACUAAGGUCUUCAGUGAGAUCUUCUUCCAGGUCACGCUGGAUGACCUGCGUGUGGAUGUGACGCCACGCUCGGCCGUGUGCCACGCCCACUCUGCUGGACUUCUGCCGGUUCAGUGGAGUCUGAAGAACGGAGUGAGUCUGGAGAAACCGCGCGGAUACCAAGACCAGGACUUUGACUGGGCCGACUACCUGAAGCAGAGUGGCAGUGAAGCGGCUCCAGACGCCUGUUUCCCUCAUUCGGGGCAGAGCAGAGGUUUUGUGAAGGACAUGCUUCUGGAGGCAGUGAAUCCUCAUCGUCCAGAAGAAAUGUGUGUGGCACAGAUCACACAGGUCAAAGGUCACCUGCUGUGGCUGCGACUGGAAGGUUUAACAAAGUCUGAAUUCAUCGUAGACUCGACGUCCAUGAACAUCUUUCCUGUCGGCUGGUGUGAGGCCAAUGUUUACCCUCUGACCUCUCCACUCAGACCUGUCUAUCAGAAGCAGAAGAAGAUUGCAGUGGUGCAGCCUGAGAAACAGUUGGCUCUGCCCCAGCUGGUAGAGGUGACACCUGUCAGCCAGCCAGUUGCCAUGGAUACAGGAAGAUCGUGCUGCUCUCAGAUCUUUGUCAACCAUCGAUGUUUCUCUGGUCCGUUUCUCAACAAAGGACGAAUCUCUGAGCUGCCGCAGAGCGUCGGACCUGGCAAAUGUCCUCUGGUCCUCAAACAGCUGCUGAACAUGCUCAUCAACGCUGCAUACAAGCCCGGACGAGUCCUGAAGGAGCUGCAGGAGCUGCAGGAGCAGCAGGAGCAGAGCUGGGACUGUCAGGAGGAGACGCUCAAAGCCAAAUAUAAAGGGAAAAGUUAUCGCUCCACGAUCAGGAUCGUCCGCGUGGCCGAGCACGUCCCCGCGUUCUGUCGUUACGUGUGUGUGAAGCUUCAGUGUUGUCCAAACCUCCUCAGUCCCGUCCUCAUCGCUGACCAGUGUCCAGAGAAGUGUUCUCUUCAGACCAAAACCAAGUACACUUAUUACCACAUGAAGAAGAGGAAAGUGUCCAGAGCUGCAGCCGGAGAAGAAACCACGGAGACACAAGUGUCCAAACCCACGCGUCGCAGGAAGAAGAGGAAGUCCAUCUUUGUCCAGAAGAAAAGACGCUCGUCCACCAUGGACUUCACCUGUGCUGGAUCUCCACAGGACAGUGAUGAGGAAGAGGACCAUGAAGAUCUGAGUGAAGGAAACACUGACGUGUCCUCUGUGGAAGUGUCCAGCAGUCGUCCUCGUCGGGCCGCCACGCUGCGCCGGGUCGUCAGUGCAGGAAACGCCACGAGCAGCCGCAGCGUCGGCGAAGGUCGCAGGAGGUCGACCCGCUCGCUGUCGGCACAGAACCAGAACUACGACAAGAACCAGACACCGUCAAAGAGACAAGACACACAGGUGGAUAAAGACAAGGAUCAGCUGAUUUUGGACACAAACCCUCUGGACUGGAGCGUCAAUCAAGUCGUUCAGUUUAUCAACUCGACCGACUGUUCAUCACUCGCUCACAUCUUUCAGGAGCAGGACGUGGACGGUCAGGCGUUGCUGCUGCUGACUCUGCCCACAGUUCAGGAAUGUAUGGACCUGAAACUUGGCCCCGCCCUCAAACUGUGUCACCACAUCGAACGAGUCAAAGUGUCUUUCUACAGACAGUUCGCCAACUGAUGGAGGGUUGAUUUACUGCCCCCUGGUGGAAGGAAUACACAGAGGAGGUGGAUCCAUGUGCAGAAGACGACUUUGAUUUCAUGAUUCAGCUUCAUAACAUUUAGGUUUAUGAUUAUUGACCUGAAAGUCAAAUAAAACAUGUAUGAAAUAUAUUUAAGAGCCCAGGAAGUAAUAUAUUUGUUAUAUUUAUUCCACUGUCGUCACAGAAGCUUCUUUGUGUCAUCUAUGCAAAACAUCCCAUAUUUUAAUAAACAAGAACAUUUA